This is a messenger RNA of Atta colombica, 541 nucleotides long. It is a transcript of the gene l(3)87Df, whose product is annotated as cytochrome c oxidase protein 20 homolog. Gene Ontology annotation, biological process: mitochondrial respiratory chain complex IV assembly. Lineage: Eukaryota; Metazoa; Arthropoda; Insecta; Hymenoptera; Formicidae. The record is from RefSeq and is a predicted model, not a curated record. Gene Ontology annotation, cellular component: mitochondrial inner membrane; mitochondrion. The transcript has a single exon. Bases 128 to 469 code for a protein of 113 amino acids.
GAAAGAGAAGGUAAGAGCACAAAGUGCAAAGAGUGCAAAAAUUACGACUAUUACAACUCCAACUUAACCUUACUUUGUGUCUUGCUCGUAAACCUCGCGAAGAUUACGUAAAAUCGUUGGUAUUAUCAUGGAUAACAACAUAGACGCGAUCGUUCAAAAUUUGGAUGAGGAAAAUGAGUCCAAGGCGGUGAUGCUGUUCGGCCGAGACAUCAGGAAGAUCCCCUGUUUCAAGCAGAGUAUGCUGUCCGGUAUCUACAGCGGUCUCGCAGCCGGCCUGGGCACCUUCAUGUUCACCAGUCGCGCGAAACUAUCGACGAACGUCGCCCUGGGAUCCUACAUGGGAGUCACCGUGGUUUAUUGGUGCUACUGCCGAUACAACUACACGAUGGAAAAGUACGAAAUACGGAACCUGCAAAAUAUCAUUCAGCAAAAGUCGAUCAACGCGGAAAAGAACAAGGGAAGUGUUUAGGAACAUCAGAGAAAACUGGUUGACAUAUGAAAACUGUUUGUCUGUCGCUUUUAGACUUUUAAAAUGAUAUAC